This is a messenger RNA of Ipomoea nil (Japanese morning glory), 1115 nucleotides long. Its product is annotated as aquaporin PIP1-1-like. Gene Ontology annotation, molecular function: water channel activity. Gene Ontology annotation, cellular component: plasma membrane; plasmodesma; vacuole. Gene Ontology annotation, biological process: transmembrane transport; response to water deprivation. The transcript is spliced from 5 exons. NCBI's taxonomy places the organism in Eukaryota, Viridiplantae, Streptophyta, Magnoliopsida, Solanales, Convolvulaceae. The coding region runs from base 49 to 906 and encodes 285 amino acids. The record is from RefSeq and is a predicted model, not a curated record.
UAAUUAGCUUUAACAAAUUAGUUUACAGAUCAGAGAUCUUCAGAGAGAAUGGAAGGGAAAGAGGAGGAUGUGAUGGUGGGAGCAAACAAGUUCUCUGAGAGGAUGCCAUUGGGAACCUCAGCACAGGGAAAGGACUACAAGGAGGCACCACCAGCACCACUGUUUGAGGCUGGGGAGCUGCACUCAUGGUCUUUCUGGAGGGCUGGCAUUGCAGAGUUCAUAGCCACUUUCUUGUUCCUCUACAUCACUGUCUUGACUGUCAUGGGUUACUCUAGGUCUAAAAGCAAGUGCAACACUGUUGGUGUUCAGGGCAUUGCUUGGGCUUUUGGGGGUAUGAUCUUUGCACUCGUUUAUUGCACUGCAGGCAUCUCAGGUGGACACAUAAACCCUGCAGUAACAUUUGGUCUGUUUCUGGCAAGGAAAUUGUCCCUAACAAGGGCAAUUUUCUAUAUUGUGAUGCAAUGCCUAGGAGCCAUCUGUGGCGCAGGGGUGGUGAAGGGCUUCCAGCCAUCGCUGUAUGUGAGUAAUGGCGGAGGGGCCAACGUGGUGGCUCAUGGCUACACCAAGGGUGAUGGGCUUGGUGCCGAGAUCGUUGGAACCUUCAUCCUUGUCUAUGUCGUGUUCUCUGCAACUGAUGCCAAGAGAAAUGCCCGAGACUCCCAUGUCCCUAUAUUGGCUCCUCUCCCAAUUGGGUUUGCGGUUUUCUUGGUUCACUUGGCCACCAUCCCCAUCACAGGGACUGGCAUCAAUCCUGCACGUAGCCUUGGCGCUGCCAUUAUCUACAACAAAGAUCACGCUUGGGAUGACCAGUGGAUAUUCUGGGUCGGACCAUUCAUCGGAGCUGCACUGGCCGCCCUUUACCAUCAAGUUGUCAUCAGAGCCAUCCCAUUCAAGACUGGAAACUAACUGAACAACCAUCUUCCUUAAUUAGCUUGCUUGCACUGUACUACUUUUCAUUCUAUCUAUCUAUACUUUCUACUGUCUAAUUUUAUCCUUGUGGUUUGAUAUUGGUUAUCAAUGAAUGGAAUGGAAUGGAAGCUAGGAAGAUGUUGAUUAUAUUGUGUAUAAAGCUACUCUCUAAACUAUUGGGCUGCUAAACAACUUGAUUGCUGUUA